AAAAAAAGAAUUGCUCAGAAUUGUUAAAUUAUUCAUGAGUGAGGCUGUGCUUUUUAUUUUGGUAAAGCUGAUAAAAAAACAGCAAGUUAUUUCUUUCUACAUAUGUAUGUUAAACACGAGGUUAUCGGGAACAAAUAGUGGUAGCACUUCAUCAUGGGAGAUUCAAUGUUUCAGAAACCAAGGAAACCUUCCCAACAAAACAAUGAACACGAAAAUUUAGACGACUCCGAGUUUCAGUUGAGAUUUCAAGUUGUCGAGCAUAAGUUGCAGAUACGAAAACUCACCGAGAAAUUAGCUGAAACUAAAUCCGAGUUGAAUCACAAUAAGAAACGAGUUUAUGCAUUAUAUGACGAAAUUCACAAAUCAGUUGAGCAUGGCAAAUAUAUUUACGACGAAAACGACAAAGCAUACUUAGUCUACUCCAUACCGCAACACGAAGCACAGCUCAUAAAAAUUUCCAACCUCGAAGAAGCUCUUGCAACGUCACAAGCGAACGAAGUGCGAGCCAAUGAAGAGCUCGCUUCGAUACGACAACAAAAGGAUUUACUCGAGCAGAACUUAAACAAUACUAUCAAUGAACUACAAACAAAAUUGACUCUAGAACAAGAAAAGAAGGAGAAACUGGAACAGGAAAAACGAAAAAUUGAGGAACAAUUUAGUAAAUGUAAGAAGGAGUUAGAAGAAAUGUUAGCAGAAGCAGUCAAUCAGUGUGAAAUUAUACGUGCGGAGGAGAGCAGGUUAAAGAAAGUUGUCCACGACUUGAAAUGUAACCUCGAUAAAAGUACGGAAACUAUAAAAGCAGAUAAAAAGGAAAUAGAGAAGUUGAAAGAAGAAAAAGAAAAUUUAGAAAAAGUUCUUGACGACACAAAAUUUAUUUAUGAGGAGCAAACGAUCAAAAUGAGUGAACAUAUUAACGAACUGAAAACGUUGCUGCAUGAUACGGAUGAAAUGCUGUCACAAACCGAAAUAAAAUACGAAGGACUGGAAACUAGAUACAAGUACGUCUCCGUAGAAAAUAUUGAGUUGAAGAAAGAAAAUGAAGAAAAGACAAAAACGCUGGCUGCAAAAGAAGAUCUCUUCAAUGAAAUGAACGAGGAGGUAGCGAACUUAGAGACGACGCUGACCAAAAAAGAAGAAGAACUGCAGGCACAUUUAAAAGAGCGCGAAGCAAUCGAAGCCACCAUUGUGCAACUGAAAUCUGAGUUAAGCGAAGCAAAAGAAGAAAAUCUCCAGUUAAUCGAGUCGAAAGAAAGAGAAUUAAAAGCAAAAGAGAAUGUGAUAAAUGAGUUAAAAGAGACAAAUAUAAAAAUAAAAACGGAACUUAAAAGACUUCGACCCUCAGGAAAACCCGCGUGGAAGCGAUAAAAGAAGCGUUGAAUAAUUUAAAAAAUAUUACAACUCUUUUAAUAGUGAUAGUACGCUCAAUAUAAUUUUCAUUUACAAUUUUUUAAAAGGUUGGAGUCAUAUCAUAUUUCCUCAACCGCAACAGCGGAGUUUUCAAACAUUUUGAUUUAUUUCUCCAUUGAUGACAAUUUUUUGUUUUGUUUACCGAAAUUUAUUUAUUCAUUUCGUUUUAAAAUAAAAAAAAACAACUUCAUUUUAAAAGUCCUGUUUUAGUUUGAAAUAGAAAUCAUUAUUGUAAUUAAACGUACAAAGCAUUAUGGGGUGGUUUUUCCAACAAGCUAAACAGAGUGAAGAUGGAUGGAAAGAAGGGAGACCAGUAAGCGGGUUAAGAUAUAUUAUCAGCAAAAAGAGAAAUUAAAAACAAUAAUGGCAUCAGCAAACGAAAUGCGGGAGCAGGAACAUAACUUGAGAGCUUUAAUGAAAACUCUCACUAGCAUGAUAGAUACGUACACAGAUGUGAGCAAUCUGGAAGCUAAAGAGCUGACAGAAACAAAAAAAGAAAAUGCAAAAAUAAAACAAGAGCUGAGAGCGACCAAGGAGGAGCUUAGAGCAACCAAGGAGGACUUCGAGCAGGAGAAAAACAAAAUGGUGGGAAAAAUUGAUCAGCUGAAAAUUCUGUUGCAAGAAACUGGAGACGUUUUAAGUAAGGCGGAGAGAAAAUGCGAAGUACUGACUGAAAAAGAGGCUGAACACCAAGCAACUAAAACAACGCUGUCUCGAUUAGAAAAGAAAAUGGAGAAGAAGGAAGAAGAAUUAAAAGUUUGCUUGAAAGAGAAAGCAGAUUUGGAGGACUCGAUUAGUCAACUAAAUGACGAAGUUAAAGAUAUCAAAGAGGAGAGACAUGAAUUAAUUAAAACAAAAGAAAAAGAAUUGAGGGAAAAGUUAAAAAUGAUUGAAAAUUUAAAAGAAAGUAAUAAAAGUUUAAAAGCAGAAGUGAAAAGUUUACGUCAGACGACAAAACCUCUGUGGAGAUAAUGCGAAUACAGGUGUGAAAACAUGAAAAAUACGAUGCACAAGAAAUUGUAAAUAUAUAAUUAAAACUUACUUUUAGCCAGAAUAAAAAAAUUACGUCGAAACAUUUUUGGGGCCACCACCUAUAGGUAGUACAUUAACCGUGACAUUUUUAUGUUUCCUGAAUGCCACAUGCUUUUCUUGAAUAUAGCCUCGUAUCCAAACAGAGGUUAAACAUGACACAUACAUCAGGAAUGUAUUGUUCACUUUUCUUAGUUUACUCUUAUCAACAGGAAAUAAAAGCCAGAUGUUUGAUCAUCAUAAAACUG
Molecule: messenger RNA, 2684 nt
Organism: Hydractinia symbiolongicarpus
Lineage: Eukaryota; Metazoa; Cnidaria; Hydrozoa; Anthoathecata; Hydractiniidae
Product: putative autophagy-related protein 11
Exons: 3
Coding region: 154-1365 (403 amino acids)
Source: RefSeq, a predicted model, not a curated record